AUGAAUUAAAAUUAUGAGAAAUAUGAUGAAAAUUUCUAAAUGAUCCAAAAACUUGAAGAACGUAAGAUUAAACAAAUCUUUUCUGAUAAUCUCACUUUGUCUACACCUACGUUUAUGAGCUCAUAACGUAAAUAAACAGAUAUUCAAUAUAUUCAUAAAGAAAGAGCCAUUUUAGAUGUACGAUUAACAAAUGUCAUUUAACUUGAUCUUUGUCAAUUCCAUUAUAUUGAAGUACCAUUAUUUGGUCACAAAAAGCCUCUCGUUAUUCGUAUAAUUAUUGAUUAAUAGUAGAUUUUUAAUUCACUGAUUAAGCUAAAAUGAAAUUUUACAUCUCAAGUCAUACUUUAACUCCAAAUAGAUUCAAUAAUGAAGAGUCAUUUGAGAGAAAAUAAAUUCUUAGAUAUACAGAAUAAGGUGAAAAUCUAUCCUUCGCAUAACGUUGUUUGUAUCUGGCUAUCUUUUCUUAAUAAGCUACAACAAUUUAUGCGAAGGCUUCUUUUGGAAUCAAACCAUAAUAAUAAUAAAAAAAUGAAAUAGAAUCAAAAUUAAGACCUUCAACAGGUUAUCAAUUCACAAGAUCAUCAUAAUUUUUCUUUACAAGAAAACCAUCCAAAGAUAUGAUAUCACUUAAUAAGAAUAUUGAAUAAUAUUAACCAGAUAAAAUUAGAUUAUAAUAAAACUUAAGGAGAGUUCAAUCUGCUCGUAAAAUAUCAGAGACUCUACAUAAAAAGAAAUAAAUAUUUGAAGAAAAGAAAGAAACAUUAAAAGAACGAUUCGAAUUUUAAGAAAAGAAAAAGAUUUUAAAAGAAAUUAUACUUUAUAGAAAUAAUAUUGAUAGUUUUAUAAAAUUUUAAUAGAAAUUAUGGCUUUAGAAUCUAUAUUUUAUUUAAAUGAUAUCAAUAAUUAAAAAGAAAUAUUAUGUAAAAAAAAAAUGUUAUUUAUUUUUAGGAUAAUAUUAUAUUUCAAUUUAAAUAAUCAAUAAAAAAAAGGAGAUAAUAUCGAGUUAGAUAAGUGUUAUAAAGAAUGUUAUAAAAGUCUGGUAAAGAUAUAUAUUAAAGAACUUUGUUUGAAGGUCUUUUGAUAUUGAGAAUGUUGUCGAAAGUAAAAGAAAAUGGAGCUAAAAAGAAAUCAAAAAGAAUUGUAUUUACUUUUAUGUUGAGUUAUGGAUAAAUUGGAGAGAUAUUUUAAAAAACUUAUCAAUUUAAAAGAAGAAUGAGAAAAAUUAUAGAAGUUUAUAGAAAUUAUAGAAAAAAAGUAUAAGCUUAUGCAAAUAGAAUCAUUAUGUUAUGGAAUAAAUAUUGGAAUUAAAUUUAUAUGGAAAUAAAAAAGGAAGAUUAAGAAAGUAUAUUUAAAUUAAUUAAUAAUUUUAGAAGUCAAUGAGAUUAAGGUUUAGAUGUAAAAGACUAUAAUUAAUUAUCAUAUUGAAGAAGAAAUAAUAAAAUCACCAUAUUUAGAUAUGUAUAUACUUAUAUAAUUUUAUUAGUAAGGUAUAAAGUGUAAUUGUGAAUAAUUAUUAUAAGGAAAUAAAAAAUUUAUUUAUAAGGAAAUGGAGGGUUUUGAAAAUUAAAGUAAAAUCAUCUAAGUUUUAAACUUUGAUGGCCUCUUAAGCAUUUGAUAAGAAGAAUGAAUUAUUAUUAUUUACUAUUGUAGAUAAAAGUGUUUUAAAAUAAUUAAUCUAUAAGUAUAUGUAAGAAAAGGGAAUGAUAUAAAGUUUAUUAUUAAAGAAAAAUUGA
Paramecium primaurelia is the source of this 1733-nucleotide messenger RNA. Lineage: Eukaryota; Ciliophora; Oligohymenophorea; Peniculida; Parameciidae. The record is from the annotation of a GenBank genome assembly.